UUCUUUUAAUAGAAGACACAAAAAUGAUCUCAAACAAACUAACAUGGGUCCUGCUGUGACACAACGCAGUGGAUUGGUAGGCGUCUCUCAUGAAAGGGGAAAGAACAGAAUGACAUGGAAGUAACUUAUUUCCCUCUUUAAAGUAUCAUCUUCCAUUUGAUUAACUGUCUUAACUUCUAAACGAAUUAUUAUCAAAGUAAAUAAAUUUUGAUUGACUUACAUACUUGCGGUAACGUUGAUGCCAUUAAGUAGAACAAUGAAAAUGCAGAUUAAACUUCUUAAGUUCGUUUAACUCAACUCCGCGUUUGUUUCUGAAGGUCGUGUGUUUAGUUGAUGUUAAACUCAUUAUGAAAUCCAUGUGUGAAACGGAUUGGGUGAAUACUAUACAUAUCAAAAUUGUAUUGAAUAUAAGUGCUCUGUGCAAAGAUCUGGAAUCCAAUGAAAAGAAGUGGCAUGGUUUGUGUGACAAAGAUGGCGUCACAUGUCACGUCGAGUGCAACAAGAUGACGUCAUCAGCUAGAAAAGUUGGACUUGCAACAAUGUUUGAAUAUUUGCUGACAAAUUUUACGGGCUACGAUGAAUUUUUCUAUAUCUCCAUUAUCAUGCUAGCAUUCUCAACAAUAGCUGCUGUUUUGUUAUAUCAUAGAAAAAAGUUAAUUCCACCGGAAGACGAAAGGAACAAAGAAUCUGAAGCACAGUUAACUGGAACAUCCGCAGAAAAUAGGCACGGUCCAUGGCUACAUCGUGAUUCACAGGUAUCAGUGGGUAAUGACAUGAAAAAUCUUGACUGUUAUAACAACAACACGAAAAUUAAUCCUCUCCUUCAUUGCGAAAAAGAAAAAUACAAUGGAAAGAAAAGUAGAGCAAGAAAAAAACACACUGUGUUGAACUCACUCAUUAGGACAGUUCCGAACGAAUACAAGACGCGUAUUAUUAAUAGAGAAGUCUGUAGAAUCAAUAAUCAAAAAAAGAAUCCUAUGUGUGUAUGUCCUGAUGGGACAAGAAGCGUUUCUCCUACUGCUUCUUUGCUUGACUUAAUGACGGAUUAUCCAUUUGAAAGCACUUCUCACGAGGAUUCCCCAUCAAUAUGCGUAUCGAAAUCAAUUUUGUCAGAACCUUUGCCAGUUGUGAUUGAGAGCGAUGAAUCAAGCAUUGAAGCUGAAUGUUGUAAAACAUUAAAUUUUAAAUUGUUGGAAGAAUGUUCAAUAGCUACAUCUAAUGAACUUAAUAUGAACAAUGAAUUUCAAAAUCGUACCAAUAUAUCGGCUUAUGGAAAGGAAGAAAAUUUUAAGACAUGUACAAAUAAAGAGACAAUUAUUCCACCAACUAUAGAAGAAGAAAAAGGAACGACAAAUGGGUUUUUCUUUUCUGCAAUGGCUUCAUCAAAUGACGACGUUUUAAAGGAAAGUUUAUUCCAAAAUAAAAGUAUUAUUUUCUUGAAUAAUAAUGUUAAUAAAACAGAUGAAAAUAUUGAUCCAGAAAAUCAGGAAGAGUACAAAAAAGAAGAAAAUGAAAUCAAAGACUAUAUUCAACAAAAGCAUAAACAGCUGAUGAAACAUAAAAACGAAAUAAGUCUAACAGAAAAAGAUAAAAAGUUUGAUAGUGGGUUUCAGACUGAUAAAGACUGUGUUGAAAAAAUAAAUACAUUAGAGUUUCUGACGGGAGAAGAAAAAAACGCAGAUAAAUAUAUUAGAAAAGAAAAAAAUGAAGAAAAAGAGCUUGAUAUUAAAAGAAACACAGAAAGAGACAAAGAUAUUCUUGCAGUAGGAAAAAAAUAUGAAAAGAAAAAUAAACUUGAAGAUAAGGAAGAACUUUUCGGUCAAAACGAAAAAGAAAUCGUUGUUAAUAAAAACAUUGAAUGUGAAGAAAUAGUUGAGGAAAACCCCGAACAAGACCAAAGUCUAGCACAAGAAUAUAAGUUUAAUAUUAUUAACUUCUCUCCGCAACAACAUUCCAGCAUUAAAGAUAUUUCUAUACCAAGUGCUAAAAAAGAACAAAAUACCUCGAUAAAACGCAAUGUAAACUCGAUUAAAAACUCAUUCACAGAGCCUUCUAGCAGCAUUACGAUUAUUAAAGACGAAUUAGUUUCCAACCAAGACAUUGUGAAUGAGAAAUAUUCUAAUAACUACGCUUCUUUAGAAUUAGGUCUAAGUCCUUGUAUAAUAGAUAACGUGGUUUCUCUUAAUGUUCAUAACAAUAAUCUCCCUAAUCACAAAGAGAUCAGAUAUAAAGAAAUAGUUCGUAAACAAGAAAAUAUUGAUUUAGACAAAACUUGUUUAGAAGAUAGCUCAGUAAACGAGUUAAAAGGACGCAGUUAUAACAUUACGAAUAAAAAUAUAGCUGCCAACGUUGAAAGUUUACAAAAAGAAAUCGGUUUAAAAACACAGUCAAAUGGAACAGAAAUAUAUUUAGAUGAAAAAACGCACACCGUCGCUAAAUUCGCAUCUCUGUGUAAAACAACAAAGCAUGAAUUAAAUAAAAAUAGGUCGACUAAAGUUUUCAAAAGUUUGUGGAAGCAAGAUAAAGACAGAGAAAAGUUAACACCGAGUGGAGAAAACACAGAAUUUAUCAAAUAUCGAGAAAGCACAAGAUGUAAUAUUAUUAACGAAGAUUUUUCUCCCGUGACUGAAGAUUUGCAUCGAGUUUCUUUUCGUGACAUUGACUAUAACACUGUCAGUAAUUUAAAUGACAAUAAACUUGACCUGCAAACGAAACGAAUUUUAUAUAAGAAAACACAAGGUGAUAUAAGCAACAUGGGUCAACUACUUUCAUUAAUACUUGAAACUGACAACUUCGGAGAUCUACCUGUGGAAGCUGUUGAUAUGCUUGGCGGGAAAAUUACAAUCUCCGAAGAUGGCGAAUAUGCCGUGAUCGACAUCGAAGGACAGCGUAAAGAGUAUAAAAUUGAUAAAUUUAAAUUGCAAAACAACCAAGGUUUUAGUGAGAAGAUAAGAAAAAGUCGCAAUCUAGCUGCAUUGUUUGAUGAACUAGAAAAAAUUAACGUUGUAGGAGAAAAUAUUUCAAGCGAAAGUGUUAUUAACGAAGAUAAAAAACUUUUGGAUCUGAUAAUACCUCAUAAAGGUUGUCAAAGUGAAGCUAUUGAAAAACCGUUAGCAAGUAAUUGCGACAAUAUGACUUAUUCCGGUGCAACUAAGGCACGACCGGAUCAAAAAAACAUGAACACACAUGAAAAGGAAACGAAAGACAAUGAAGUAAUAAAUACGAAAACUAAUGAACUUUACAAAUCACAAUACAAGCCAACUACGCCAACACAAUCACCUGACACUUUGGGAAAACAAAACUACACGAUAGAAAAUGGCGAGAAAGAAAAUAUGAAGCUACAAACUGAUCCCACAAACCAAUUUAGUAAUCCUCAAAAUUCCAUAGUUGUGGAACACGAUAAUGAAAUUCAAUUAUACAUUAAUGAACCGGAUGUUUUUACUGUCAACAAACACAAUAGAACUCACGUUCCCGUACACGAUAUUUUAACAGUAAAUGAAAACAAAAGUUAUGAUAGUAAUGAAAAUAACGCGAGGUCUAUUAAUAAUCGAAGUGCUAAUCACGAAGAUUAUAAAAUUAACCAAAAUUUGGUUAGUAACGAGAUAGAGAAUCGUCAAUGGAUAAAAAAAACAGAUCAUGUCAAUCCUAGUGUUUGUAUUAAUAAAGAGAAAAUAAUCAAAAGCAGAAUAGAAACUUUACACGAAGAAAACGAGAGAUAUUUGAAUGAGUUUCAAAGUGGUAAACAAACAUCAAGUUUGGAUAACGUUUCAAUACAAUUGACUGACGAUAUUUCCAGAGUGAUUACGAGCGAUGUUCUGGAACAACACAAAGAUAAUUUUAAAUCGCAACUUACUAGAGAGGUAGAUGUAAACCAGGAGAAUCUUUGUAUAAGCUACAAUCAAGUUAUUUCUCCUAGUACAAAGCAAAACUUACAUUCCAAUUCUCCUCAAAGUAUCCCAAGUCAUGAAAAUAGUUCAAGUUGCGAAUUAAGUAUAAACCACUGCAAAAAGGCUCGCUCUGAGAAGAGUAACAAAGCAGACGGUAAAAGUUUAAACGAAACAUCGAGCAGUGACAAUAAAAAUAUUUCACUCACGUCAAAUCGCUUUCAUGUAGUAAAAGAAUUAACAUCACAGAGAAAAUCAAGAUCUUUAAGCAACCUACACAUAAAAGAAAUAAAAAACCAACAAGAAGAAAAGGGACAAAAGUCAUCAAACAAGCUUGCUAAAAAAAGAAAGUCUAAGAGUAUGGAAAUACGUCGCAAAAAACCCAGCGUAGUACUAUCAGCAAGUUUUACAAACAUUAGCCCAAAAAUCAAAGAAACAAAUUUAGACGACUUGAUGAAUUCUAUAAAUGGAAAUGGCAGCCAUAGCUGUGAUUACAUUUUUUCAACGCAAGAUCGAAGAAAAUCUGAACCAAUUGUUAAUAACUUAUCUAAUUCGAGUGAUUAUUACAGUGUAAACUUCUUAUCGGAGGAAACUGACAUUGAUGACGUCACUGAGACAGAAAUUGCAGCUCCUUUGGAAAAAGAGAUAACAACAUCUGAAGAAGUCAAAACAAUCAAACAAAAGGAAAAGUUAUACUCUCAAAAAUUCUUGUCUGGAGAAUUAACAGACCACGACCAUUUGGAGCAACGAAGUGAACUUGAAUCUCCUCUAAUAUCUCCAACCAGUGUUUGCUCAGAAGAUAACUUGCUCUUCUCUAAAAGUGAAUAUCAAAAAGAACUCAAUGACGCUACAAACAGGGAGGAUGAACAAAAGUUUCUUAAAAACGAUAAUGGGGAACAUUCACAAGAAACUCCAACUGACACCGUAAGUAAGCAAACAGAUAUGGUAUGUGAGCUUCCCAUUAUCUGUGGAGAUUCGUACAACGUAAUGGGAGAUGAACGAGUAAAAAGUAUUGAAUUUAAUGCACCAGAUGUGGAUAAAAUUGCAGAAGACGUGCCUAAAAUAAAUUUAUCAUUUUCAGAAAAACGAGCAAGAGACAAGAAUAAUGAAAGAGAUACGGAAGUAUCAGUUUCUAGUACCAGUACGGAUAAUAGCAACUGUCAAGUCCCUCCAGUCGUUUCAACGUCAUCUGGUAUGCCACUAUCUACUUCAGACAUUCCAUCAAACGAACUAGCAACAUCUCUUGCAAAAAAAUUGGAACAACUAAAAUGUAUGUCAGAAAAAAGUGUUCCAGAAAACCCAUCAGGUGGAAAAACAGAAGAAAGAACUUUACCAAUACAUUUAGAAAAGAGACAAGGAUGUGAAAGCGAUGAAAUAAACGAUGGAAUUCAAGCUCAAAAUGACAAGUCAAUUGAGAAUUUGGAAGAAACUGUUGAAAGACUUGAAACUACUGAAUGGCAAUCUGUAAACAAUUUUCUUUCCAAGGAUCCUCUUGAUUCGAGUAUCAGCACAGUAGAUUCAUCUUCUGAUCAAGAAACAAACAGACAUUUAGAUUUAACGAAUGUAUCGUUAUUUAGUGAAGUGGAUAAUAAAACACAUUCGGAGCUUUUUCAAUGUGCACAUAAUAUACAAAUUAUUAUAGAGGACGAAGAUGAAAUAAAGCACACCAGAAGAAAUAAAAAUGAAGGAUUGGAAACGACCAUACCCUUCGCUCAGCCUCUAGCUAUCCUUGAUAAGACAGAGAGUGACAUUAAAGAUGCCGUGUUAUCAGAAAACAUCCCUGUAAAUCCACAACAAACUAGCGCUGUUAGCGUUGCCAAUGAUUUCUUUUAUGAAGAGAGUUUGUUUGGAUUUGGUUCUGAUAUAUUGACUUCGUCACCAAGAAUUGAAAGUAACAUUUCUGCAUCUACCAUAAGUGCAAGUGAAGCAACCGCACCAAUUUUAGAUUCGCUUUCAUUACCAAAAGAGAUCUUGACUAAUGGCGAAGAUUUGAGCUCAAGUGAUACUUCCUAUUCGUUCAUUGAUACUGAUAUAUUACCUGUAACUGAAACAGUAAAAACAGCGGCAAUAUCUUGCAUAGUCACACCUCGUGAUAGCGAAAUUAAGUCAGCGCCUAAUACUCCAUUUACAAAAAAACGAAACAAAAAUCACCUUUAUAAAUUAUUAACCAAGUCUAAUUCCUGGCAAUUUGUAAGCGAUUAUCAUCUGUCCAAGGACAGUCAGCAUUUAAUUGAUAGUAUCGAGGUGGAUAUAGAAAAUGAAUUCAAUAAAAGACAAGAAGAUGAUCAAAUUAGACCAGACAAAAACAGACAAGGUGUCCCCUUUGCAAAAAAUAACCUAAAAAGGGUGGCUACUAGGCAAUUAUAUGGCGAUCCACCAGUUAGUAACAAUUCUCAAUUAUUCCAAUCAAUAUCAUCUACAAUACAGAGUAGAGAUACUGAACCAACGAGCUUUAAGAGAUCUUCAUCGGAAUCCUUUACAUUACCAAAAGGUUUAAACCUGAAACCGUACGCUUCUGAUCAAAGAAUAUCCAGGUCGCUCCAUAGCAUUUUCACAGGCGACGAUUUGGAAACAGAUAUAGACGAAGUGGAUGAAACUGAACUACAAAAUAUUUUACAAAGUCCUGCUUUAUAUGAAAGAUCACCAGACGUGCAAGUAACAGACGUUGAUAAGAUGUUAUCUUCAGCACCACCAAAGAGACUUGUCAAUGCACGAAAAUAUGUUAUCGUCUCAAAAACUGAAAGACGACUGUCUGAAAAAUCUUUAAACUCGCCGACAUCUCCUAAAGAACUAAAACUAGACAACGAAAAGCAGGAGAAUAUUGAUUCUGUUUAUCAGGAUGUAGAGAAAGUGUUGAAGAAUGAUGUAGAAGAAGUACUGUGUAACAGUUAUUCAUCUGUAAAUACUGUAGAAGAUGACAGCACUAAGAGUAGCGAUGGUGAUCCGAUAACAAAAGAAAUUAUGGAGGAAGCAGAUAAAGUCAUUCAAAAUCAGCAAAAAGAAAUAAUAAAUGGAAAACAGUGUGCUACUAUAUUAAAAGAAGACAUCCCAAAAUCAAAUAAAAACAUUGUCAUAGAGGAACGCACAGCAGAAGUAAUGGAAAAUGUAACAGAUGAUCGACCUAGUGAUGAAGAUUUUACUGGAGCUCUUACUGACACUGAAGAUAGUAUUUUAAGUAAACAAACUUUUACAGAAAGGAUUGAUUUGCUAAAGUUUAAAGAUACAAUUCACACUGCAGAUUAUGAAAAUUUCAAGCAAAUUUCAAGAAAUCCAUACAAUCACCGCGAUUCCUGGGAUAUUCUUGAAAAAUCACCAAUUCAAGAAAUCACAAAGCAAAGUUUAUGUGUUGAUAAAGGAUGUUUAAAAAAAGAUACAAUAAUGGAAAGACAGGUAAAGCAUCAGUCAUGGAAUAUUUUGGAUUUGAAGACCGAUGAUAAUAUGAAUUUUCUUAUUGCUCCGAAAAUAAAUCAUACAGAUAAACGACAUUCUUCAGACAUCAGUUAUCUUUUUCAGAAAUAUCAAAAAGAAAAAGAGUCGGUGAAAAGAAUGAACAAUAAUAAUAUAGGUGACAGUCUGAGUGAUUUUAGUGAAAUAUCUUCUAUUUCAGAUGCUAGCUCUUUUGAAGAUUUAUGGCAUAAAAGUGUCUCUGAAAUCGAAGAACCAGCAUUCCAUUUUAUCAGAUCAAUGCAGACACAUCAAUCAGCAUUUUCACCACUCGAAUACUUAAGCGAUGAUGAAAUCGAAAGGUUGCGUAAAUUUCAAUACGACACUGAAUCAGCGUCAAAAGUUAAUUCACCAAGGUUGCACAAUAUAUCGAGCCAAUCAUCUGGUGUAGUAUCUCCAAUUACUCCUAGUUCUCCUUGUAUGUCGCAUGUAACAGCUCCAAUUGAAGUUAAAGAAACCAUUGUUGAAGAUUUACCAUUCCCCACUAAGCCCACAUUUGUUCCUGAAUUUUCCAUGUUCGAUGAAUCUGACCUAGGUAAUAUGGUUCUGGCACAAGCAGCUUCUGCAGUACGAAAUAGGAGAAAGGGAAGUCGAAGGAAUGUUCGAGGAGAGCGAAAGCCUGUAGUGACUCCAUGUGAAUUAAAUAUCGGUAAAAAUAAAAGGAAGGAAACAAAGGCCUCCGAUUCAGGCAUAUCAGAUAGCUCAAAUAAUUUAACUCCAGGAGAAACUAAGUUAUCUAGUUUUAUGCCGGUUAAACCGCCGUCCUGUGAGCUUACAGAAGUUAAGCAAAUGACAGAAGCUCUUUGUACAGAAAAUACAAACGAAGUAGUAAUGUUAUCAAAACAGAACGUGGAGAGACACGAAGCAUACGGGUAUGAUUGUUCCUCAUCACCACAGCCACUAUCAAGUCGAUCACGAAAAUCUUCGACAUCCACUCUUCAGUCAAAACAUUCUACUGAAUCAGACAAAAAACGCAGACAUGUCAAUGGAAAUUUAACCGGGAAUAAAAUCAACAGAAACAGUCAUGAACACUCCAGUUCCAUGCCAAAUCUGAAUUUUGUUAAGCGAUUGUCAUCAGAAGAUUUAGAAAUUUAUGAUACCGAUGACUUUCUUAGUGAGUCUAGUUUACUCUCUGAGACAUUUUUUGAGCAAGGCUCUAUCGUUGAUGACGAAUUAUACAUUUACCCUUCCCUCCACUUACGAACAUCACGGAAUUCAACACCGAAAUGCCACGAAGACAAUUCGGAUUCAAGCGGUGGUGAAAGUUUUUCUACGGAAUAUCAUGAUAAUUACUCCGAUUUAAAGUUGAAAGAAUCUGAGCGGACAGUGUAUUGCGGAAACCCACCAUGUUCAAAGCAGCAAGUUAUGGUCGGUCACGGACGAUCAUUGUUCACUUCCUGUCCAGCUUGCUUCACGUGUUACUGUAGUCGUUCUUGUAGGCGGGCGCAUUGGCAAGAUCAUAAACGAAUUUGCUUUUACGGCCGCAUCAGUUAUUAUAUCCGCUCUCUGAUUACACGUUGUGAGAAGGAACCCAAGUUAAAUACGCAGUUGCACAGUCUAGCUGCAGAAAGUUUCAAUAUUUUUGGUCGCGGUGUAUUGUUUAUAAAUUUCGAUUCGGCUACCGAUGCAAAAAUUGCUUUAGUGUCCAAGACAACAGCCUUAACAACGUCACCCGUUUAUACACCAGAGGGUAAUAUCCAGAAUGACAAUGCACAAAAUCGACAUACGCGUUUUCUUUACCAAACUUUACAGGAUUAUGACCCCGAACAGGAGUUUGUUAUUAAUAUCUCGAUUGUCAUAGGUGAUAGUAAAGAAAUUCCUAAAAAGAACCGUAAAAGUACAGUGGUUCGUUGUGCAAGAAUCCCAAUACUGCCAGCGAACACAUCCACAUUUGGUUAUAAUUUGUCGUCUUACGUCAUACGAACUUUUUCGUUGCCGAAAACGAUUGGAGAGGAUUUCAUCAGCAAUAUGGAAGCGCGUCGUUAUUACUGUCGUGAGAUAUCUUUCGGGUUAAAACGCUGCGGUGUCCAUUUAAAAACAGAAUAUCCCGACGCCUAUGAAAAACUUUGUCGUUAUGUCGAGCAAGGAGUUAUAUUUUUACCGUUAGUACUGUAUGGUCAAAGAGAUGGACGAAAUUUUAAAUGUAUCUUAUACCCAGAGAGCGUUAAUAAAUCGGAAGAAGCACACGGGGAAGGCGUUCUCGUGUGAAAAAAAAGCAUUUAAAAUUUUCUAUUGAAUGUCGAUAUUCUUCGAAAAUAGGUAUUUAUCAUUUAUACUGAUUUGACAAAUAAUUCCAAUGAAAGUUGCCCAUCACACUCAAAAAGUAUUUCCAUCAACAAAAAAUAUAGUGUCAGUCUAUUUAUAACCAUUAGCGCUGUUUGUUACUGUUUGCAACUCAAAAUUAGGCUUUCUUCCGUUCGCCAUUAUUUUAUACGUUCAGACGAAUUUACCUAAGACUGGUUUUAUGUUUUUUUAAACUUUUUUUUUAUUCAUUAUAUAUUAUCAUGUAUAUUUAACACGAGAAAUAAUUUUCUAAAAAAUAACAUUAUUUUAUUGCCUGUAAACAAAUUGUAAAUAGUUAUGUGAAUUUCCGAAAAUAAACAUAUUCUAAGAAUCAUGAAUUAUUUAUAUAGUGGCAUUUCUUCCCAUUGUUUAUAUUUUGAAGAGGUCCGACAAAACGAAAUUUAAUGUUGGGGGGGGGUAAAUUUCGAUGAAAUAACCAACUCCGGAAA
Messenger RNA from Hydractinia symbiolongicarpus, 10060 nucleotides. RefSeq lists its product as uncharacterized. The record is from RefSeq and is a predicted model, not a curated record. Bases 348 to 9536 code for a protein of 3062 amino acids. The transcript has 5 exons. Gene Ontology annotation, biological process: cell-cell junction organization. Lineage: Eukaryota; Metazoa; Cnidaria; Hydrozoa; Anthoathecata; Hydractiniidae. Gene Ontology annotation, cellular component: apical junction complex; plasma membrane.